Aricia agestis (brown argus) is the source of this 3442-nucleotide messenger RNA. Its product is annotated as histone lysine demethylase PHF8-like. The transcript has 23 exons. NCBI's taxonomy places the organism in Eukaryota, Metazoa, Arthropoda, Insecta, Lepidoptera, Lycaenidae. The coding region runs from base 6 to 3281 and encodes 1091 amino acids. The record is from RefSeq and is a predicted model, not a curated record. Gene Ontology annotation, biological process: regulation of transcription by RNA polymerase II; protein demethylation. Gene Ontology annotation, molecular function: transcription coregulator activity; histone demethylase activity.
UCAAAAUGGCGUCAUCGAAGGAGACUUAUUGUUUAUGUGGUCAACCAUAUAAUAUUGGACAAUUUAUGAUAGAAUGUGACUGUUGUCGCGAGUGGUUUCAUGGAAGCUGCGUUGAUGUGAAGGUGUAUCAUUCGGACGAUAUAGACAAAUACCACUGUCCAAAAUGUGCCCAAACAUAUGGACCUUCUGUUUUGAAAAUUCCAACAAACAACCACCGAGCGGACAGAUACGAGUUGGGGGCAGAGACUCGGCCCUCACAGGCUGGUACUCCUGCGUGGGUGCGGGCACUCGCUGCCCGUCCACUGCGGCCCACCGCUGCAGCAUUACAGAGGAUGAGACCUGAGCUAUUUACAGAGGAAUUUGUUAGAGAUAAUGGUUUUACUCGACCGCUAACGUUCAGUACUAUAGAUGGAUUAGAUAUGAAAAUACCCAAUGCUGCAACUUUUAAUGCUAGAUCUGUUUUGAGAUACUGCGGAGCAUCUUUGGAAGUUGAAGUGAUCGAUGUGCGGAAACAAAACACACUGAGGAUGCCCCUUGGUGACUUUAUAGAAUAUUUUGAGACACCACCAGAGCACAGAGACGAGAAAGUUUUAAAUGUUUUGAGCUUGGAGUUUACUGAAACUGAUAUGUGCAAGUUAGUUGAUCCUCCCGCUACUCUUCGGCGGUUGGACUGGGCCGGCAGCGGUGACUCCUGGUCGGGUGAGGGCAGCGUGUGGGCCGGUGGGGAGCGAGCCCGGCCGGCGGUGCAGCGCUACUGCCUGCUCUCCGCUGGGGGAUCCUACACAGACUUCCACUUGGACUUCGGUGGAACAGCUGUGUGGUACCAUGUGCUGCAUGGACGUAAGAUCUUCUACUUAAUUCCUCCAACAAGCACAAACUUGGCACUUUAUCAGCAAUGGAGUGCAGCUAAUAAUCAAAGCGAAAAGUUUUUCGGAGAUCUGGUUGAAUGGUAUGGUACAGCAGAAAUGAAAGCUGGAGAAACACUGUUCAUCCCUGGUGGAUGGAUUCAUGCAGUGUACACACCCACAGAUUCUCUGGUCUUCGGUGGAAACCUAUUGCACUCUUAUGCUAUUGAAAUGCAGUUACAGGUGUACGAGAUAGAGCGUCGCGUGGAAACGCCUACGAUGUUUCGGUACCCGCUGUUCGAGCCGAUGCACUGGUUCGCCGGCGCGCACCUGCUCGCCGUGCUGCGACGACACAAUGAGGAGACGCAGGACGAAGAUUUCAUAAUCAGUGAGAGUAAUGUCACGCCCACACAAACGGAGCUGCCGCCGCUUCUGCUGCGCGGCAUCAAAAUACUUGCCAACGCAUUGAAGGAAUGGCAUGUACUUAAAAGUACUGAUACAUCUAAACGCGAUAAUGUGCCAAAGUGUAUAAACUCUGGUCAGCUGGUGCGGGAAUUAUACAAAGAACUGAGAAGACUGGAGAAAAGAAGCGCUAGUAGUAAGGAUAAGGACUUUAAAAUAAAGAAUAAUUCACCAAAUAAAGCAGCGGCCAAGAAGCAGGCUACGCCAAAGAAAUCACUAAAGCUUACACUCCCUAAACCAAUUAUGCAUAUGACACCGAACGGAGAAUAUGCAGAAGAAAAAGUUUAUAUGGACAAGUUGUAUAUAGAUAACAAAGAAGUACUAUAUCCAGAAAGAUAUGUGCAGGAGAAAUAUGUGACAGACAUCAAAUAUGUUGCCGCAGACAAAUACAAUACACCAGAAGUUAAGUAUGUUGAAAAGGUGAUUGCAGACCAGAAGUAUAUUUAUCAGACGUACGAAGAGUCGUAUGAUGGUAAUGGAUAUGAUAGAGACAAGAAGACUGUUUUGAAGAUGAAGAUGAAUCACUCACCAUCAUCUUCCCAAGAGCCUCCCCCAUACAGUCUACCCGAGCACUCUAUCUUGAAGUCACACCUCAUACGCGCAGACAGACAGAAGAACGUACAGCAGUGGACGAUCUCAAAGAAGGACAUCGGCGACUACCACGAAGAACAGCAAAUACUAUUCACGAAUGACCACAACCUGCAAGGCAACUUACGGAUAGACCCACAAGAAAUGAGCUAUGGACCAGGCAUGUAUUCGGCGGAGGACAUACAGCAAGACUAUCAAUACUCAGAGGCGGCGAAACCCGGUUCAUAUCAGCAGCAGUACGCGUACCAGCCCGCUGCGGAGUUGGCGUACGCGGAUACGUACCAGCGGUACACGGACGUUGUGCCCACACAUCAAACGGUGACGUACAGCAACACGACAGUCGCGCAGGGGGCGGGGCCCGUGGCGUACGCUACAUCCCAGCUGCCCUCUUACGACGCGGCGUUAUCACACCAUUAUCAAGACACAUAUCAGGCAAGCCCGUCGCAGCCACCAGUAGCGAGCAGCCCGGCAGCGGGCGUGCGGCGGUCGGAGCGCGCGGCGCGGCGGCGCGUGUCCAGCUCGUACGAGUACGAGGACAGCGAGCUGUACGUAGACGAGCCACCGCCACGCCGCCGCCCGCCCCGUCCCCCGCGCCCGCGACACCAGCGUCCGCGAGCUCGGCCUACACCAGCCAACGCGAGUGCGUACCGCGCGCCAGCCCGGCCCGCGCCCGCCAACGGCAUCGAGUCGCUCAUACAGGCCUCCGUGCUGGCCGAGGAAGAGCCGCCGGUUGACGAACCUGAGGACGCAGCGGUUGCGGGCAUGCUGAGUAUAAGCGAACGUUACGAGGCGCCGCCUCAGACGUUCGGCCUCGCUUCCACAACGCCAACGAAAACCACCACAGCGAGGCAAGACAGCACCCCAAGCAGCAGUAAGCGGGCGCGUAAGGCGGUCAGCAGCGCGGACGAGGACUACGCCGAUGAGGAAGACGUGAUCAAGGAGGUGCAUCGAGACGAGGAGUAUGUGUAUCCGUCGUUGGAGAUGAGUUCUGACGAUGAAGACGAGUGGCCGCCUUCGAAGCGGCGGCGAGCGUCGCGCAAUAGGACAGAUAGUCGAAACAAGAGUGAAAAGGACGAGUCAUGGUCGCCGCGCGCGCGAGUAGGGCGCGUGGUGCCGCGAGCGCGCGGGCCCGCACGGGCGGCGGUGCGGCGGGAGUGCGUGCGCGCCGCUCUGCACGCCGCCGCCUCCCAUCGGCACGACGCACCGCAUACCCCGCCCACGCACCCGCAGAGCGCCAAACGCGCGGUAUUGGCAACGAAAAGCAGGAGGCCGCCACCGCCUGUACAAACCGCGUCCAGUAAUAAGAAUUCAAGACUGAAAAAGGGUAUGAAGACGGCGAAGCAGCGUCUGGGUAAAAUUCUUAAAAUACAUAAAAUGAUAUAUUGAAGAGAGUGCGGUAAAUAUAUUUUAUAAAUGUUGAUGAAGAAUGGACCAAUGUAUGUCGUCGAUUUGUUUGCCCGAGGUGUACAUUUAAUUUCAAGCUUAAAUUUAUUGUAAGUGUAUCACAUGAGUUAUAGAGGCGUAACUUCCGACGCCAUUAUGGGCGU